Euleptes europaea (tarantolino) is the source of this 322-nucleotide messenger RNA. Its product is annotated as apolipoprotein C-I-like. Gene Ontology annotation, molecular function: fatty acid binding; phospholipase inhibitor activity. Lineage: Eukaryota; Metazoa; Chordata; Lepidosauria; Squamata; Sphaerodactylidae. The transcript is spliced from 3 exons. Gene Ontology annotation, biological process: negative regulation of lipid catabolic process; negative regulation of lipoprotein lipase activity; negative regulation of cholesterol transport. The record is from RefSeq and is a predicted model, not a curated record. Gene Ontology annotation, cellular component: high-density lipoprotein particle; very-low-density lipoprotein particle; extracellular region. Bases 22 to 303 code for a protein of 93 amino acids.
CUCCCAGAUCCGCCGAACACCAUGCAGCUUGCUGUAUCCAUUGCCGUGAUUCUGGUGGCUUUAUCUGUUGUGACUGAUUCCGCUGAGGUUUCUGUGUCGGAACCCUCUGUGUCUCAGAAGUUUGAGAGGUUCCAGGAAGAAUUACAGACUUUCGUUGAUGACGUUGGACAGAAAGCCAGGGUGGCCCUCCACGACCUGCACAACAGUGAACUCGUCAACAAGACCAGGAACUGGUUCUCCGAAAACUUCCGUAAGAUGAAGGAAAAAUUCAGGACAGCCUUUUCCACUGGGGAAACUGACUGAAGGUGCUCUUCUGAACUGA